Messenger RNA from Fusarium verticillioides 7600, 1457 nucleotides. RefSeq lists its product as hypothetical. The coding region runs from base 774 to 1196 and encodes 140 amino acids. The transcript has a single exon. The record is from RefSeq and is a predicted model, not a curated record. NCBI's taxonomy places the organism in Eukaryota, Fungi, Ascomycota, Sordariomycetes, Hypocreales, Nectriaceae.
AGCACGGGAUACUGUACAGCGUCGAUCAUCCGGUAUCGCGGAUACAGUGCAGUGCAGCCCUGGCGAGCUGAGGCUCGUGAUUGAUAAUCAUGAAGUUUCUGGUUCCUGGAAUUUCCUAGCGACGGCAGAUCGACUUGGGCUUCAGAGAUCACGCGCGCCUUUUGAGAGACAUAUAUGUACCUAGCGUGAGGGUUUUCUCGUAGCCACCUUGACCUCGUUGCGAUUAUUUUGUGGUCUCGAGACAAGAUGGGUAGCAUAACUUUGCUCAUCUCAUCCCUAUUCUCACCGACUGCUUGGUUCGGCGAUGCAUGAAUUGACCCUCCACGAUCCCAUUGAGGGAUGUUGUGCGAGUGCGUGUUCAUAGGGCUGAUGAACCAACUUGAUCGUGAUGAUACUAAAACGUGUCCUCAUAUCUCAUCCAUGUAUAGACAUACGUACGCCCAAGACAGGCCAUGAUGUGGAAGCCUUGAGGCAACGACUUUGCUACGCAAGGCAGCCCUUUUUGGAGAAAAGAUCCUGGUAGUUGAGACGGGAGGGAGCUUAAAACGUACAUAACGCUCAAGCAUAACAUAUGGUGUGGUAUGUGUCACUGAGAUACUUGCUGGGUCAGUGCAGUACAGUAUCCGUAAAAUGACCUCAGCUACAGUAAAACGUGUCCAAGUUCUCGGGCCCGUCCCUAAUGAAAUUUGGCUCCAGCUAAGAUAUCCGUAGUUGCAAUGGCGAUGACUCUUCCGGAUCCCUGUCCAUGAUUAUCCGGCACGCAAGACCCGGGGAUGUCGGGUCGGAAUCGCAGGGUGUAUCUUGUGACUAGAUUAUCCGUGAUGAGCCUUUUCUGUUUCCUAGAAAAUCCGAUUAAAUGCCUCUAUCUUCCUAUAGACUUGGUUGAAGACGUUGAAUAUUAUAUCACAGUCAUGAUGUAUGUACAAUACCUAUCCACUGAUGAAUACGUAUUAUCGUCAAAGAAUAGGUACAUCUGCCUUACAAGGCCCUUUUUAGCACGUCCCACUAUUUUUCAUUACCUCGUGGCCCCAAGGCCCUACUCCCCGUCCGUCGUAUAUCUCGCAUUCACCGUUUUGUUCCCCUUCCCUUCUCAGGUUCAGGGCGACGACAGGUGGCUUAGCAACGCGGCUUUUCACACAACGUCAGUGUUCCAUUGGUCUUGUCCAACUUACACUGUCUCGAACCAUUUAGCGUGACUUGUUGCGAAUGCACGUUUGCAGGGGGCUUACAGAGGAGACGCGUGCAAGAGGUACAUUCGUUUAAUUACACGAAACUCAACCAUAUCUUUAAAGAGUAGGUAUUUCGAUCUCUCAGCUGUGACGUCGUCACUGUACGUGGGCGCAUACGUGUUACUGUACAGUACUCGACCUGAAGUGCAGUAGCCUAAGGUAUGGAUGUACAGUAGGUAGGUAUUACUUUGAGAUUAGCCCCAUGGGGGGGACGUUUGUAAGUCGGUG